Molecule: messenger RNA, 3469 nt
Organism: Cygnus atratus (black swan)
Lineage: Eukaryota; Metazoa; Chordata; Aves; Anseriformes; Anatidae
Gene: PKP2
Product: plakophilin 2
Exons: 13
Coding region: 123-2624 (833 amino acids)
Biological process (GO): desmosome organization; heart development; intermediate filament bundle assembly
Cellular component (GO): nucleus; adherens junction; intercalated disc
Molecular function (GO): molecular adaptor activity; cadherin binding; intermediate filament binding
Source: RefSeq, a predicted model, not a curated record
CCCGGGGCCGUGCUGAGCGCGGGGCGCGGCCCGGCCCCUGCCCUCCGUCGGCGGCCGAGCGGCGGCGGCGCAACAGGCUAGCGGAGCCCAGCGGCGCCCAGCCCGCCCGCCCGUCCGAGCUCAUGGCCGGCCGCGGCGCCGGCGGCGAGCAGGGCUACAUCCGCACCGUGCUGGGCCAGCAGAUCCUAGGGGAGCUGGACAGCUCCAGCCUGGCGCUGCCCUCCGAGGCCGGGCUCAAGCUUUCGGGCGGCCGAGGCGGGGAGGAGAAGGCGCUGCGGAUCCAGCGGCAGGUCCAGCAGACGCUGGCCAGGAGGAGCCGAGGCUCGCUGCACAACGGCAGUUUACACCGUGCUUCCAGUGUUCCAGAACGUGUUUAUAACAUGGGGAUUACUGAAAAUGAUUUUGCAUCUAGAUCUCAGUAUGGUGUCUCUUACUACCAGUCAGACCAGGUGGCCUCACCAUCCUCUUACACAAAUGGCUGGGGGACAAGAGUUACUUACAAGACAAUGGAAGAGAGAGGUCAAAGACAACCCCUGAAGAGAUUAGAGGUUUCACCCCAGCGGGGUCCUGAAAGAUUGUCAUAUGUGUCCAAUGAUUUUCACUAUGACAGAUGGUUUUCAACUGGAUUCUCUCCAAGGCAUGGAGAUAAUAGGAGACCCAGCGGGACUGUCCCACCAAGAUAUGCUCGGUCUGAGAUUGUUGGUUACACUCUUCGUGAUUCAGUGAACAGGGGACGCUCUUUUAAAAGACACCCCCAGAUGGUGGUUGUUAAUGACACCAUCCCUGAUGGUGUCCCCCCUAGCCCUUCUGCACUUCUGUACCAUCAAGCAGGCAACAGUCGCAGUAUGACCAACCUUUUAGAGAAGGAGAACUACCUCACAUCAGGCAGUGCGAUGGGACAAGUAAGAUCACCAACUGCUUCCCAUUUUGGGUCUCAGAACAGGCAAUCUUUUAGGUCCAGCUGGCACCAAACUACGUUCAGAAACACACAGACCAGGAGGGAUGCUUCCCAGCCAGCUUCAGUAACCGGUGUUGCUGCAGAAACAGAUGGGAAGAGGAUGUCAUUGACAGCUGCUAUGGCAGCAGCAGGGAGAAAUGGUUUCCUGCAGAACGAACAAGUCACCAUCAAUGGAUCUCAGCUAGGGAGCCCAGAAGGGGAGAUGACUCUGGAGCAUGCAGUGAGCAUAUUGAAGAGUGAAAAUACACAGUCAAUACCUAGGAUUCUUGCUGCAGUGACUUUCAUACAGCAUGAGUGUUUCCAGAAAGCAGAAGCCAGAAGAAAAGUUUUCUCACUUGGUGGUAUCCCCAGACUUUUACAGCUUCUUGACAUUCAGAACGAGGACAUUCAGCGGGCAGCAUGCAGUGCUUUGAGAAACUUGGUGUUUGAGGACAACGACAACAAACUGGAAGUGUCAGAGCAGAAAGGGGUCCCAGUCUUGCUCCGUUUACUUCAAUACACCAAGGAUGUGGAAACUAAAAAGCAAAUAACAGGUUUAUUGUGGAAUUUGUCCUCCAAUGACCAGCUGAAGCAUCUGUUGGUUAAAGAAGCCCUUCAGACCUUGACGGAAGCUGUUCUCAUCCCUUGCUCUGGCUGGCCAGAUCGAGAUUACCCAAAGUCAAGUGUUCUGUCUGACCCUGAUAUCUUCUACAAUGCCACAGGAUGCCUGAGAAACAUGAGCUCUGCUGGCCCGGAAGGAAGGCAAAGGAUGAGAGACUGUGACGGCUUGAUUGAUUCUCUUGUGUAUUACAUUCAAGGAGCUAUUGCAGACCACGAGCCUAAUGACAAGGCCACAGAGAAUUGUGUGUGCAUUCUUCACAAUCUUUCCUACCAACUAGAGGUAGAGCUCCCUGAAAACUAUGCCCAGAGCAUCUAUAUGCAAAGAAGAAAUAUCCCUACCCAUGACAGAACACCAGGCUGUUUUGGAACACGGAGCAGAAAAGUGAAAGAGAAGCAGCAGGACACCCCACUACCUGAGGAAAGGAGCAAUCCCAGAGGUGUGGAAUCACUCUGGCAUUCGACACUGAUUAGGAUAUAUCUCUCUUUAAUAGCAAAGAGUACCAGAAACUAUACCCAGGAAGCAUCCCUGGGAGCUCUUCAGAACCUCACAGCUGGCACUGGACCAAUGCCGUUUGCAGUGGCCCAGACUGUUGUUCGGAAAGCAAAUGGCCUUCCAAGUAUUCGAACUAUGCUGCAUGUAAGCCACCCGACAGUAAAGAAGACAGCAGUCUCACUGCUCAGGAACUUGUCUCGCAACACCUCUCUGCAAAAUGAUAUAGCUAGAGAAGUUUUGCCUGAUUUGGUCUCGAUACUUCCUGAGUCUGUCCCAGGGUCUGAUAUUACCUGUGAAACCACAGCUUCCGUCUGCUACACCUUGUACAAUUUGACACAGAACAGUUCUCACAAUGCACGGCUUCUCCUGAAUGCUGAUGGCCUACCGAAGAUCAUUACCAUUAGCAUGAAUGACAGUAACAUGUUCAGCAAAGCUAGUAAGGCUGCUUCGGUCCUCCUCUGCUCCUUGUGGUCACAUACUGAUCUCCACAAUGCUUACAAAAAGGCGGACUUUAAGAAGACGGAUUUCAUCAAUACCCGGACCACAAAAGCCUAUAACUCACUAAAAGACUGAGUCAGAUCAUAACACGACUGAAGAUAAAUGAGACUGUACAUCAAUUAGUGUAACUAUCUUCAUGUGAUUGGUGUUGCCAUCAUGAACCAGGAAGUAUCUCAGAAAAGAGAGGCUGAUUGUAGACUUGAGUGGCCUGUGAUAGUUGACUUGUAUUUUUAAUCCUAAUCACAUUGUCACUGUGUAUAUCAAUGUAUAAAUAACCAAAGAUGGAUUCUUCAGGAUACCUGAGGUGAAGUUUCAUCUAGGUUUAACAUUUUUCAGAGUUUCAGAUUGCCUUUAGUGUAACAGGCAUUUAUACAGAGAGGUUUGAAAUGCUGAUUGGCAGCAAAUUAUAUUCAGAUUGUUUUAUACAAAUAGUUUUCUACUGUGGCUAAGCAUCAAGUGCACUGCUCAGGACAUAGAAAUUUUUCACCCAGUUUUUUCUUCACAUAUGCUAGAAAAUAAGAAUUUCCAGACUGUGAGUAUGCACAAGAAGCUGUUUCACUACCUGCAUUAUAAAAGCACCAAGGCAGUUAAAAUGAGUAUUUUUAUAUUACUUGUAUUCAUGUGCUCACUGGUUCUUAAACCUCUUUCCUUUGAGAUAUUAUCAGCAAAAGAAACAAAAUUGAUUGUACAUAUGUCUCCUUAUUUCUGGCUCUCCUCAUCCUUGCUCACGUGGCUGUCAGAAUUGAUAACAGUGUCCAGAAGAGGUUUUCUCUAGAAGCAAUAUGUCAGACACUUUGGGCUGAACUUAGAUCCAUCAUUCUUUGCUAAUUGUUGCAAGAGUUAGUUGCUGGUGAUUCAAUGAUUAUUUUAAGAAAAUCACAUUUUCAAAUUGAUUCUGUUGAUUAAAUAUAGUAAAGGGA